Truncatella angustata is the source of this 1560-nucleotide messenger RNA. Its product is annotated as cytochrome P450 71A23. The record is from RefSeq and is a predicted model, not a curated record. The transcript has 5 exons. Bases 1 to 1560 code for a protein of 519 amino acids. Gene Ontology annotation, molecular function: monooxygenase activity; oxidoreductase activity, acting on paired donors, with incorporation or reduction of molecular oxygen; iron ion binding. NCBI's taxonomy places the organism in Eukaryota, Fungi, Ascomycota, Sordariomycetes, Amphisphaeriales, Sporocadaceae.
AUGACAAGGUCGCUAGCUUGCAGUAUUUUGCAAGAACCCAGCCAUCGUGACGCGGACCGCGCUGCUAGUCAAGUGUCCUUCAUUCCCCACCAGAACGACUUGUCCUGUGUUGUGUUGUAUUGGUUUCGGUCAGUCCACUUCGUAUUCACAGCAGAUCUAUCACCAGGAUCUAUCACCAGCAUAAGCAACUUUGCCCUACUUGGGUUGGCAUAUGUCUUGUUCAAGAUCGUAUACCAAAUAGUAUACUACCGCUUUUUGAGUCCGUUAGCCCAAUUCCCUGGGCCGUUCCGGGAGAGCGUCACGAGACUGUGGAUCGCAUACCACAACGUGAAAGCCGACGAGCCUGAGGCUGUGCGAGAGCUGCACCAGGAACAUGGACCCAUCAUUCGCAUCACGCCCACGAUGCUCAUCGUGAGCGACGCGACCAAGCUGCCCGAGAUCUACAGCUGCAAUGCGAACAAAUCGAAGCACUACAUCACGGGCAGCUUUGGCGACACCGAGUCGUUGUUCAACAUGCAGGACCACAAGGUCCACGCCCAAUUCCGAAACAUCGCGGCGAGCCCUUACGCUUUCUCGAACAUUAAGAGGAUGGAGCCGCUCAUCGACGCCAACAUCGAAAAGUGGAUUGGCAAGCUUGAAACUCUUUUUGCAAAGGACGGGAAGCCGUUCGACUUCUCGCCAUGGGCUGUGUACAUGGCGUAUGAUAUCAGUUCCGAGGUCGGAUUCGGUGCGCCAUUUGGAUUCAUCGAGCAAGCCAAGGACGUCGAGGGUCUUAUACAGGGUUUCCACGAUGGACUAGUGCCUUUCGGUCUUAUGGCUCGAUUGGAUCCUUUCACCAACUGGGUCAAGGGCACUUUUCUAGGCAAACAUCUAGUCGCUUCUCCUGAACAGGAAUCUGGUAUCGGCACGUUGAUGUGCUUCCGUGAUAGGCUCAUUAAGCAGCACAGGGUUCAUCGAAGCCGAGAUGACAAUGGGGAGCCGUUAGACCUUAAAUACAUUAAAGCUGAGAUUCUGCUGGUACUCCUAGCAGGAACAGACACGACCGGUACAGCUUUUCAAGCGUUCAUGAAACAAGUCAUGUCUCGACCCAACGUCUAUGAGAAGAUGAUGGCUGAGAUCGAUGGCGCGACACGAGCCAAGAAGCUCUCGCUAUGCCGCAAUACGACGAAGUCCUGGAACAUUACCAUUAUUACAUCGCAUGGCGGCCUAGAGCUCUUCGGCAUGUUCGUGCCUGAGGGUACUGAGCUUACAUGCAACCCGUGGAUCGUACACCGGGACACCAACAUCUAUGGUGCUGACGCGGACGAGUACAAGCCUGAGCGCUGGCUGGAUGCAGAGCAGGCCAAGCUAUAUAACAAGUACUCGAUGGCGUUUGGCUAUGGUGCGAGGGCUUGUCUGGGCAAGGAUAUUGUGAGUAUGGAGCUGUACAAGGGACCGUUGCAGUUUUCCCGUGCUUUCAGGCCGAACAUGGUCAAGCCAGGAACAUAUGUGUAUAAGGGUGGAAUCUCAUAUUUUGAGAAGAUGGAUAUCUCCAUCGAGCGGAGAGCAACAGUCAUAUAG